AAUGAAAAUUAAAGUUCUGUAGCCGGCAUCCAGAUGCUUAGUUGGAAAGCUGCAGCGCCACAGGAAACCGGCACCAUGCGUCGCCCAACGAUACUCUUCGCCACGCUACUGCUGUGUGUAUCACCGUACGCCUGUCUCCCCCAUCCCAGCUGCAAGUACACCGCCACCGCCCCAACCCUCUUGGAAUGCACGACGGGGACUAAAAACCUUCCCGGGGAUUUCGCCGUGGACCUCGUACCCGACGUGGCGACCCUGCGCAUCGGCUGCCCUUCGUACAGCGCGUCGUACUUCUGUAAUACGCUGCAUGAUGACUGUGAGCCCCUCCCCUUCAGACCCGCCCUGUUGACCGUCACCUUACAGGGAUUCCAGUCCGCCAACAAUGGUUCCCGACCACGCUUCGAGAAGCUCCUGCAGAACGUGGCGCCCCACAUCACCGCGCUGCACAUUACGAACAGCAGAAUCGUUUACCUGGAUGCGGAAUUGUUACGAGGGUUUGCCUCGCUCAAAGUGCUGCAGUUAUCGACGGAUUAUGUCCAGGAUAUUGCGCCGACCGCCUUCCAAGCCCUACGGUUUCCGUUGAGGCCGGGGUUUAAUGUUACCGUGUCGUCGCAGCUGACUGAGCUGUUGUUGUUCAGCAACGAGCUUCGAGAGUUCGAUUUAGCGGUUCUUAAGCCGGUAUCAUCGAGCUUGAAUUCUUUGGACUUGAGCAGCCAGAAUCCCGGCUUGACCGCCCUGAUCCGCAGCGGUCGCAGCUUUCCCCUGCGCCUCUCGUCCUUCGCCGUCAACUCCAACGGUCUGACUAACGUCUCGUACGACGUCCUUCGUCCCAUCGGGCCCCGCAACCCCUCAUCUUACACCUUCAACUUCUACACCAACCGCUUCUGUAUGGGCGUCACGUCGCCGACCUGUAGCUGCUGCGAAGUGGAGGAUUUCUUCCACUGGAUGCGCGGUUUACGCAAACCCAACACCAACACCGGUGUAUACUUCUCCUGCAACGGAGCUAGCUGGGAUGCGCGUACCCAGUUCACCAGUGAUGUCUUCCGCAGUUGUCCAUCAAAAAUUGACACCGCGACUAUUUCUGCCUGCUACGAAGCCCCGCCCAUCACGAUAACCUGCAGCAUUGCCGGCGAAAUGACGACCAACGAACCGAAUGUGGAUAAAAGCGACGCUUCUUCGCUAAUCUUCACCGCGAUCAAUGGCUCACACUGCCGCAGCGCCCUCUACGACAUCCAAGGCCAGUUGGUGAAGUUGGCCGACGGCAACACCCACGAUGACUCCAGCGAAAGCUCCCCGGAGGUUAUAACCGCUCACUGCUCCGAAGGGAAGGUCGAGGUUUUCCAACCAAUCACCGCGAGCGUCACCCAGUUAAAGCUGUCAAUCGAUGCGAGCGGCGAAUGCCGAGCGAAGCUGCGGCAGUUCGUUACGUUCAUCUACACGAAAAAGUUCCCGCAACCACCGAAAGAAAACACGGGAGAUGCUUCGGAAACCGUCGGAUUGAUUCCGAUCAGUCGAUGGAUCAACGAGUUCCUCAUUUGCUCGGAGGUGCCUCCGUUGGUGGUCAGCUGCAACGGGACCGCUACGACAUUUUCCUACGACAACACGACGAUUAUUGACGCGACGGAGUUGAUCUUCGAAUCGGACAACAGUCUCCGCUGCCGGAAGAUAGCCAGCAACGUGCACCGGCAUAUUUUAUCCCAGCGCAACACGGUCGUCGAAAGCGGGGUUUCUGAAGACUGGGAACCGGACGCCGUUGUGGCGGCGUGCCAGAAAGAUCAAGUGGUCCUGUCCGAUGGGAACCCGGAGCAGGCGGUCUUCGCCAAUCUUCGCUACUAUUCCGCGCCCAAUCAGCUGUGCCGGGACGCGUUUAACCGUUUCGCUAAAUACCUGUGGUCAUCACUGGCUUAAACGCAUCAUUCUCCAUUAUUUAGUGUCGCGCCUACCUGCGCUUCAGUAUACGCCGUAAAUCCAUUCCCUUUAUGGUCGUCACUGAGUUCGCUAACAAAAUACCGCUUUAGCACGUACAGCUAAUAAAAAAUGUUAGCAUGUCCGACACCGACCAACGCAUCCAUCAUGUCCACUUUCUAAGAAAGUAAGAGUAAAAUUUGCAUUGA
Molecule: messenger RNA, 2111 nt
Organism: Paramacrobiotus metropolitanus
Lineage: Eukaryota; Metazoa; Tardigrada; Eutardigrada; Parachela; Macrobiotidae
Exons: 3
Coding region: 34-1905 (623 amino acids)
Source: RefSeq, a predicted model, not a curated record